AUGGUUUGUUCAGUGGAUGAUAAGAGACAAUCGAGGGGUGCUGAUGUUCGUCGUCGUAUAAUUCCAGGCGAAUAUCGCGCUCCAAUUGGAAAAAAAUUUGUUCACAAAACAGUAGAAAAAUCCACGAAAGCGAUAUCAACUCAAAAAUAUUCCGAACAGCAUAGGAAAACGCCAUAUGAUCUAUGGGUUGAUCAAAUUAUUGAUAUGGGUAUUCGGAAUAUAAGACGAGAAUUUGUCACUUCAGUAAGGAUGUAUAAUUCAUCUGGUACAACAAAUGCAUGGGAAGCUGAUAAAAAUUACGAUAAAAAUCGGUACGAAGAUAUUAAAUUAUUGGACAAAACACGAGUGGUACUUAAGGAUACACCUAACGAUGAGGAUUACUAUCAUGCUUCAUACGUACAAAUUAACGAAAAUAUUAAAUUCAUUUGCGCACAAGGACCGUUACCAAAUACUAUUGAGGAUUUUUGGUGUAUGGUUAUACAGGAAGAUUCAAAGGUAAUAAUACAAUUAUGCCAAUGGAGUGAAGACGGCAAAAUUCAAUGUACCGAAUAUUUCCCGAGCAAUGAUUUGGAAUGGAAAGAUUACGGAGCCAUUCAUGUUAAAAUUGUCGAAAAAACUAUAUCUAUGGCACAACUCCGAAAAGUUUACCAAACAAAAAUACAAGUUGUUUAUAAGAAUAAAAAACAUGAGGUAUUGCAUUUAUUGUAUGGUGGUUGGCCCGAUCACUUUGUACCAGAAUCAAUACCGGUAUGUCGUGAAGUGCGGACACUAACACUGAAAUUAUCCGAAAAAAGACCCAUAAUUGUGCAUUGUAGUGCUGGAGUUGGAAGGACGGGCGCAUUUGCAGCCGUAUUUAUGGCAAUUGAUCGGAUUAAACGAACUGAAAAUCUUUCAAUUGCUGAUAUUGUUAAAGAAUUACGUGAUCAGCGAAUGCAUUCGGUGCAAAAUGAUCAGCAGUAUUUAUUCAUCUAUCGGAUGGUUAUCGAUAUUUUGCUAGCAGAGGAUCUAUUGAUUAAAACUCCAGACAUAAUAUCACUAAUCAAGGAAUAUGAUGAUCUUAUUGCGCGGAAACGUCAAGAAAGAAAUCAAAAGAGGAAAUGA
Molecule: messenger RNA, 1101 nt
Organism: Cercopithifilaria johnstoni
Lineage: Eukaryota; Metazoa; Nematoda; Chromadorea; Rhabditida; Onchocercidae
Source: the annotation of a GenBank genome assembly